Messenger RNA from Rhineura floridana, 2653 nucleotides. Its product is annotated as methanethiol oxidase-like. The transcript is spliced from 12 exons. The record is from RefSeq and is a predicted model, not a curated record. Gene Ontology annotation, molecular function: protein binding; selenium binding. The coding region runs from base 265 to 1680 and encodes 471 amino acids. Lineage: Eukaryota; Metazoa; Chordata; Lepidosauria; Squamata; Rhineuridae.
UGUCCAAGCCAGGGAACAAAACGGCCCUCCGUGGCUUACAGAGGAGGGAAACUACUGGAUUUUGUCCUGGGGAAGGGAUCCCUCCUCCCACUUCAGCCUCUCCUCUUUCCAGUUGCCUCCUCUAACCGCUUCCUCCACACGACACGCCUCCUCCCCGCCCAUUCAACAGGCAUAUAUGACCCUUCAGAGCAGCCCUCUGAGUCGGUGGCCUCCUUCGUGUCGCGACAGAAUUCCUCAGAGUCUGGAAGACGCAAAGAACUGAACAUGGCGAAAUGCGGAGCGUGCGGCCCUGGAUACAAAACUCCGUUGGACGCGAUGAAAGGUCCCCGGGAAGAGAUCGUAUACCUGCCUUGCAUCUAUAGGAACACUGGAAUAAAGAAGCCAGAUUAUCUGGCCACGGUGGAUGUAGACCCCAAAUCUCCAACCUAUUGCCAAGUCAUCCAUCGCCUGCCCAUGCCCAAUGCCAACGAUGAGCUGCACCACACUGGAUGGAACACCUGCAGCAGCAGCUUUGGGGACACAACCAAGAGACGGAACAGGCUCAUCCUCCCCAGCUUGAUCUCUUCCCGGAUUUAUGUGGUCGAUACAGGCACCAACCUGCGAGCUCCCCGCCUCCAUAAGGUUAUUGAGCCCAUCGACCUGUAUUGGAAGUGCAACUUGGCCAAUCCUCACACCUCUCACUGCUUGGGCAAUGGCGAAAUCAUGAUCAGCACCAUGGGAGACCCUUCUGGCAAAGGGAAAGGUGGUUUUGUGCUGCUGGACGGGGAGACCUUUGAGGUGAAGGGGAACUGGGAGAAAGGACCCAAGGUCCCUGAACUGGGCUAUGACUUCUGGUACCAGCCACGACACAACGUCCUGAUGAGCACAGAAUGGGGCGUGCCCAAGUGCCUGGCAUAUGGAUUUAAUCCAGCUGAUUUGGAAAAAGGCUGCUACGGAAGCCACAUUAACGUGUGGGACUGGACCACCCAUGAGCUCAUCCAGUCAAUCGACGUGGGGAAGAACUCCAUCCCCCUUGAGAUCCGCUUUCUCCACAACCCCGAUGCGGCAGAGGGGUUUGUUGGCUGUGCCCUCACCAGCACCAUCCACCGUUUCUACAAGACCAAGAAUGGGAAGUGGGCAGCGGAGAAGGUGAUCCAGGUCCCCAACAAGAAGGUGAAAGGGUGGCUGCUCCCCGACAUGCCAGGUCUCAUAACGGACAUCCUAAUCUCCUUGGACGAUAAGUACCUGUAUUUUAGCGACUGGAUUCAUGGAGAUAUCCGCCAGUAUGAUAUUACCGAUACCAGGAAGCCGAAACUGGUGGGACAGAUCUUUCUUGGAGGCAGCAUCGUCAAAGGUGGGCCGGCCACUGUGAUCGAGGACCGGGAGCUGGACUGCCAGCCAGAUCCGUUUGUCAUCAAGGGGAAGAGGGUUCAAGGCGGGCCUCAAAUGAUCCAGCUGAGCUUGGACGGAAAGAGACUGUACGUCAGCACUUCCCUCUACAGCGGUUGGGACAAGCAGUUCUACCCAGACAUGAUCAAGGAAGGCUCCGUCAUGUUACAAAUCGACGUAGACACCAAGGAAGGUGGCCUGAAAGUGAACGAAAAGUUCUUUGUGGAUUUUGGGAAAGAACCGGACGGCCCAGUCCUUGCCCACGAGAUCCGCUACCCGGGCGGAGACUGCAGCUCCGACAUCUGGAUCUGAGCGAGGGCCUCAGCAAAGUUGGGCUCUUCACGUUGACUCUUUCUUCUUCCCUAGGUCCGCAUGUAAACACUGAUGUAGGUGGGGCCUCCAACAAGGUUCCUGUGGCUGUUUGCACACUUCCUUUCCUUCAUCUGUAUAUCUCUUUCUUGGCUAUUAUUUCCAUUUUUCUUAAACGCGUCCACAGGACCCGAAGGCUAACAGCCCUAUGAAUAUAUAAUGUUGGGACCUGAAAGCAAUGGGUAUCCCCCCUCAAAUCAUUAUUGGAUGACAAAAAAAAGUUUCUUUUUAAAUAUCCACAGUGUACGGUGACAUCUCAAAUUACCAAUGCUAAAUGACGGAAAAUAAAUAUUUUGCUGUUUAUGUGGCUGCUACCACAUUCUGCCACAAGAGGUCACAUUCAGAUUUCACCAUGCACCAGCGUCUGCAGGGAAAAGUUAUUUCACUGUGGCAUAAGUUUGACCUGGGACUCUGGGUGCGUUUACAUUACUACUUUUAAACUGGCCUGAUGAUGGUUUAAGUGUCUCAUCAUAACCAACAAACGUGGGAAAGGUAGGUAUUCUUUAUCGAACAUUCUUGGAAUUCUUAGCAAAGCAAAGCAAAAAACUCGUGGGGCCCCUCCAGACAUCCUUUUUAUGGUGCAUUCAUGGUCCUUUGUGCUCAGGAUAGCAUCAAGAAGGUUCUACACGAUUUGGCUUUCAAUACUCUUUGCUCCUGCAAAAAUAUACUGCUUCGUUUCCAAUCGCUGCACAUCCCACAACUUCCUACACAAAUCCUGUAACUCUUCAUACCACAUAUGUUCCAGUGUGUGUGUGUGGGGGGACAGAGUUGUGUGCGUCCUGUUUUUGUUGCCCUACGGCACAAGAGUGCCCCUCCAAACGUACAUUUUUAUGUAUGACUUGUUUCUUAUGUACCCCGCUUACAAACGCAAAUGGUUACGCGGUAUAUAAAUGUCUGAAAUAAAGAAAUAAAACUG